Messenger RNA from Penicillium cataractarum, 444 nucleotides. Its product is annotated as type II 3-dehydroquinate dehydratase. The transcript has a single exon. NCBI's taxonomy places the organism in Eukaryota, Fungi, Ascomycota, Eurotiomycetes, Eurotiales, Aspergillaceae. The record is from RefSeq and is a predicted model, not a curated record. Gene Ontology annotation, biological process: quinate catabolic process. Gene Ontology annotation, molecular function: 3-dehydroquinate dehydratase activity. Bases 1 to 444 code for a protein of 147 amino acids.
AUGCCAGGAAUCCUCCUCAUCAACGGUCCCAACCUCAACCUCCUGGGUACCCGCGAACCCCAUCUCUACGGGACCACAACCCUACUCGAUGUCGAAAAUACCACAAAAGCCCUCGCUACCUCCAAGGGAAUCCACCUGGAAGCAUUCCAAUCCAACCAUGAAGGCGCGAUCAUAGAUCGUAUCCACGCCGCGCGAGGCAAAUUCGAUGCCGUCCUGAUUAACGCGGGAGCUUUGACGCAUACUAGCGUUGCGAUUCGGGAUGCGUUGAUUGGAGUGUCGAUUCCGUUUGUUGAGAUUCAUAUUACCAAUGUGCAUACGAGGGAGGCGUUUAGGCAUCUUAGCUAUUUGUCGGAUAAGGCUGUGGCUUGUAUUGUUGGGUUGGGGGUAUAUGGGUAUGAGGCUGGUGUGGAGUAUGCGACGCGGUAUUUGGUUAAGGCUGAGUGA